This is a messenger RNA of Cucurbitaria berberidis CBS 394.84, 2163 nucleotides long. RefSeq lists its product as uncharacterized. The coding region runs from base 1 to 2163 and encodes 720 amino acids. The transcript is spliced from 5 exons. The record is from RefSeq and is a predicted model, not a curated record. NCBI's taxonomy places the organism in Eukaryota, Fungi, Ascomycota, Dothideomycetes, Pleosporales, Cucurbitariaceae.
AUGCGCUACGACGACUGGGACGUGAUCCUGUUCCCAAAGGACUCUCACAUUCCCAUACAGGAGUUUAAGACGGCCUGCUACGUCUCUUCAGAUGAAUAUGGACGCCAACUGCCCACUCUAACAUGCUACAUCAGCUCGCUUCCACCAACAACACCCUUCCGCAUCUCUAUACACUCAUGGGCUACAAUAGCCAAACCUUCAGCACUCAUCGAAUCACGACGGAAGGCCAACCAGAAGGUUGUAUACACUGUCCAGGUGGUUGUUGACGGAGCUAGAGUCUUCCGUGACAUCUUUGAAGUAGCGUCAAAAUGGCCCCAGGAAAUUGCGCACGAGAAGCAAAUACUUUCUUCUUUCGAGCAGUCUUCGAGCCAGCGACAGCCGUGUCUCGAGUUCCCAGCCUUCCACCAACAGACUCUCUUACAAAGCUCAUGGGAUGCCCGCGACCCAAAUGGACGGAUCAGGAUCAAGCUGUCAGAGCAAUUGAUUAACAAGACAACUAGCCCUGGGGAGGUCAGCCUUGGAGCUUCACAUGACAUUGUCUGCUUUUCAUUACAACAUGCUCCUAAAGUAGACGUUCUUGAACAAGCUGGUAUCUCAUGGCCAAUACGCAACCCGCUGUACUUCCCAAACACUCACAAUCGAGCCACGCUGCCCUCUCAGACUUCCCCAACGUUUCCACGGGCUCCAAAGACACGUAAUUCGGGAUCAUCGUUUGCCAGACCACAGAACAUAGAGCCGCGCCGCAGACCUCACUCACACUUACCACCCAUCUCGAAUUUUGCUAAGCCACCCGUCGGUAUCAGAGGCAGCGGUGGUGCCAGCAUAUGGGAUGGCUCUCUUGCCGCUAUCAGCGCUGAUGGUGACGACGCCAGCAUGGACACUUGGUCUACGAAGCGGACUGCAUCCAAUUCGAUUGGCGACACGGUCAUGUCCGAUUAUAUGUAUACAUCUUCGCACCCUUCAAAACUUGGCCUCCCUUGGUCAAAUUCCGUGCCAACUACUACACGAUGGGAUAAUCACCAAUCAAGGAAAGAUAAAGAGAGACAACUCAUCGUAACGCUUCGAAACGAUCAGCUCGGGCAGCUCAGCGAGGUCAUCAGUUCACCAAGGAGAGAGCGAGAGCUGCCUGUCGGCUUUGAAGGUCAGCGCCAUGAUCAUACUGGACGUCCACCUACUGCUCACACUUAUUAUCCACCAAAAAUGGGGCCUAUUCCUCUUGCGAACCGUCCCUCUUCAGCGGCCAUGGCCCGUACUUCGUCGUAUAACGACUUCAACAAUGCUCUACGAAACGCUUCAAAUGCGACAUCACCGGAUAAGCCGCCCAUGUUGAAUCCACCUCCUAUCUCUAGUAGCAAAGAGAACUGUCCUUUCUCACAGUCACUUUUGCCAGCACCAUAUCCACAAGCUAACCGUGUUCCAACGCCGAACCCCUUCGCUCAGAGGCUGCCGUCUACCAGCUGUAAUGUUUCGAUAAGAGAUUCCUCUCCAGUGUUUUCCAGCUUGUCUCGUUUUGAACGCAGUGUAGCACUACCUCCCCCGCCAGCUAUGGGCCAUGUGAAGAGCAGGAAGGAAGGCUUAGCAUUCAACUCACCCAGGCUAUCAGAUCAAGGGGUUCGCCAUGAUCAGAGCCUACUCACAAGCAUGGAUGGCGACCCUGAUGCCACCCCAAAGCCUAUUGCGAAGGAGGACAAAAAGGCGGCACACAAUACAUCUAGAGUACCCGCGCGGGUUGAAAUCAUUGACCUUGACGCCAUCGAUCCGAAUCUGGGCACAGAUGCAGCACAUGGCUCCACUAAGCGCUCCCCAUUCAAGUCCAUGCACAAGCCCGGCAUGUCAAGUAUCGACAGCACAGACCGUCUUGAGCGCCAUCUCUUCAGCGCUCUAGGUGACGAGCUCGGCAGCUUCGAUCAGCAGAUGGAUACGACUGGCAUGGGACCUGAACUUGCGCAUGCAUUAGGAGGAACAAUGGCGCAUUCCAACAUUAGUGGAAGCACGAUGCUGAAUCCUUCGGCGAACGAAUUCGAGCCGACGAUUAAGAGGAAAAGGCGGGGUACGUUGGGUGGAGACAGGGACAAAAGUCCACUCAGCAAGAAGGAGAAAGGUGGGCUGAUGGAGGUUGACGCAGUACCGGUGGAGGUUGUGCCGAGGUUGAGAGGUGAUUAA